Penicillium diatomitis is the source of this 1467-nucleotide messenger RNA. RefSeq names its product FAD-binding oxidoreductase. The transcript is spliced from 5 exons. The coding region runs from base 1 to 1467 and encodes 488 amino acids. Lineage: Eukaryota; Fungi; Ascomycota; Eurotiomycetes; Eurotiales; Aspergillaceae. The record is from RefSeq and is a predicted model, not a curated record. Gene Ontology annotation, molecular function: FAD binding.
AUGGCGAUUGAGCAAAACCAGACGGAUAGGGCCAAGAAGGUCCUCGUUGCCCUUGAACCCCUUAUCAGGGAACUUGGCUCUGAUGAAGUCUUAGCUACGACAGCUGACGAUUAUAAGCUGCAUUCUAUGACCUUCUCCGUGGAGAGGGAACUUCACCCGGCUGUUGUAUUUGUUCCUACCUCGACGCAAUCACUGGCAAAGAUGGUGAAUUUCCUGUAUGCCUCCGAGUUGGACUUCCACGUGCGAGGCCAAGGUUUCAAGUCCGCAUCUUCCAGUGAUGUCUUAAUCAGCCUUCUCAAGUUCAAAUCCUUUGAAUAUGAUCCCGUCAACAAGCUUGCCGUUGUUGGUGUUGGGGCGACGUGGGCUGAGGUCGCCCACAAGAUGCGCGAGGCUGAUCCGCACUUUGUCCUAAAUGGAGCGCGAACCCCAAGCGUUGGCGUCGGCGGAGCUAUACUCCAUGGCGGCUAUUCCUGGAUGGCCUCGGAGUUCGGGUGCAUAGCUGACCCUAUCAACUUUCUCGACGCAGAGGUGGUCAAAUAUGAUGGCCGUGUAGUUAAAGCAUCCGAAGAGCCCUCUCUAUUGUGGGCUCUUCGAGGAAGUGGUGGUGGUUUUGGCAUCAUGACGAAGGUCUUCCUCCGAGCCCACUACUACCCGACGAAGAUUUGGACUGGCAUGAUUUUGGUUCCUAAGGAGGAGUUGGUAGCCGUCGCUCAGCAAAUUGCUGAGUUCGUCUCAAAACCCCAGCACCCAAAGAUUAGCGUGAUGAUGUACUCGGUCCGAUAUCAGCUACUGCAUACAAUCCUGAAUGAGCAUGAUCUGAAGGCUGUGAACGGUGACAUGAUUGCAAUUCAUGUUUACGACGCCUGCGGUGAGCGCCACGGACGGGAAGCGUUUAGCUGGGCGCUCGAUAUUCCAGGAGCCAUCGAUCGGACCACGGUAGUCGACAUGAAGGGUGUGGUCGAUAUGCAGCAGAACGCGGCGUUCCUGAAAGGCACCAUGAAGAAUUUCCGCGCCGUACCAAUGAGUAUACCUGACGUGAGCGCCGAUCAUAUCAUCCGUGCGCUGAAAUGGCAAGAAAAGAUCAAAUCUGUCGACGAAGCGAUUCAUGACCGGACUAUGAUGAUCUUUGAGUUUUUUGUCCUGAGUCCACCAAUUGGUGGUCAAGCGGGGCUCGCCUGGCCUCGCCGGCUCGAUGACAAGCACUAUCUGCUAGUCCUCACAGGAAGCCCCGCAGAUGGAACGGCCGAACAGGAACAAAAGGCCCGUGAAGUUGCAAUCAAAACCCCUGAAGAAAUUUUCGGCGAAUCCAACCAGGACUACACCAUUCUGCCUGCAGGGCUCGACGAGCUCCAUGAUCCCAAGAAGGCGAGUAGCAUGUCUUCGAACGCCGUGCUUAUGAUUUCAACUAACAUUUCUUCUCACCCCUGCAGACGUACGGCAAGCAUUGGGACAAACUUGUCGAACUGA